AUGUGCGCACGUUGCCAGCUGCCGCUCCGCAACGCUGCCGGCGCCUCCUCUCCGACCGUUGCUGAGCUCGCGAAACGAAUCAACAUCCCGCUUGCGCCAAACAGUCCGCCGGGCUUAAUACAGGCUCUCACGGUCGAUCCAUGGUCGCAGUCGGGCAAAUAUGGCUUGGGAUGGACGUACUUCGCCCUCGCGCUCGGGGGCAUGGCGGUGUUCAUGAGAGUCUGGCACUACUGGCAAGACAAGAUCCGGCAGGCCAUUUAUAAGCAGGACAUGGAGCAGCAUUUUCGGAACCUGUAUUCGCUGGAACCAGAAUGGGACAGGUCGGCGGCGCUGGCGACGGGCGUCACAGCCUCGGAAUCAAGGCGGCAUUUCUUCCCGGACGAGCCGCACAUCCAGGAGAAGGCCUUCAAGCCAAAGGCGCAUUUCUCAUCCGUCAGCUUCGUCAACGACACCUUGGCCCUGUUCCGAUGGGUCUUCUACCGCCCGAUCCCGGAUAUCGUGUGGAGGAAACGCCGAUUCACCUUUUCGUCCCUCGCCGUGCUCAGCUGCGUCUUCAUCGCGCUCACGUUUGUGACCAUCUAUUGCUUCUUGCAGCAGCCUCUUUACUGGCAGAGUAUCCGAUUCGGGUCACCACCGCUGGCCAUUCGCUCGGGCAUGAUCGCUGUCGCUAUGACGCCCUGGAUUGCCGUGACCAGCACCAAGGCGAACCUCCUUACCCUGAUCACAGGCAUCGGGCCAGAGCGCCUCAACGUCUUCCACCGCUGGCUGGGCUACCUGUGCCUCUUCCUCUCGCUGGUUCACAUGGUCCCGUUCUAUAUCCAGCCGGUUUGGGAGGACGGCGGAAUGCAGGUGUUUGAGGCCCUUUUUCCUCCCGGGAGCGGCAUCAUCUAUGGAUCCGGAAUUGCCUGCCUCGUCCCUCUCGGCUGGCUCUGCGUGGGCUCCCUGCCUAUUAUCCGCAGGAAGGCAUACGAAAUAUUCUCCCUCCUGCACGCGCCGGUUGGCUACAUCUACGUCGGCGUUCUCUUCUGGCACACCAAGAACUUCCUCAUGUCAUGGGGCUACCUAUCUGCGACCGUCGGUAUCCUUGUCUUCUGCAACCUCUUGCGCCUAUUCAAGCUGAACUGGACUAAGCCGUGGCGUAUGGCAUGGCUUGUGGGGGAUGAAGCCGCUAUCAACAUCAUGACGGAGAACGCCAUCAAGAUCACUAUCCCCACCCAGAUGCGGUGGAAGCCUGGCCAAUACGUCUAUCUCCGGAUGCCGGGUAUUUCGCUCUUCGACAACCACCCCUUCACCAUCUCGUCUUUGUGCAGUGAGGAUUUCCCUUCCGAGUACGGCGAGGAGUAUCGAGACUGUGUGCUCGUCUUCCGCCCGUACGGUGGCUUCACGCGCAAGGUGCUCGAGACGGCCAUUGAAAAAGGGCCGUUCCACACCUACCGGGCCUUCCUUGACGGGCCUUAUGGUGGAAUGCGCCGUGAACUGGCGGCAUUUGAUACAUGUAUCCUGAUCGCCGGCGGGAGCGGCAUCACGUCGCUCAUGUCGCAGCUCUUGAAUCUGAUCAAGCGCAUGCGGGAUGGCAAGGCCAUCACGAAGAAGAUUGUGGUGGUGUGGGCACUGAAGCGGCUCGAAGCCAUGGACUGGUUUCGCGAGGAGCUCCGGAUUUGUCGCGAGGCGGCACCGCCAGAGAGCGUUACCUGCAAGUUCUUCGUCACGGCGUCGGUGAGGCAGAAGCCCAACCCUGCUGCCCACCAAGGCCGGGCGCCCAGGCCUCUCAGCAACCUGUUCCACGACAAGCUGGACGGCUUCGUGGCAGGCAUCGCUAGCAAGCGCAACAGCGCCCUGAUCAUGGCCGAGGCGCAAGGCGACCCGGAGCGGGAGCGCGAGCUACGGCGCGAGGACGAAGAUCGCAUCACGGCAUUACCGCAGCAAAAAUAUCUGCAGCCGCAUGCCUUCCCGCCGCCGCCGCCCGGCCCGCCUCCCAACAUGAGUGGGCUGUCACCCUCGGACGAGGCACUCCGCAAGCUCGAGGGCCGCGACAGCGAGUGGAAGACGAUCGAACCUGCCGCCUCCAGCCAUCAUAGCAAAAAGAGCGAUGGCGAAUUCCAUUUCCCACCCCUGGCACCGCGGGUAGACGGCAUGCCUCACUUCAACUAUGCUCCGCCAGCAGCAAGGCAGCGCUACAGCCAAAUCCUCGCCGAAGCAGAACCCCGCCUAAGCCAAGCAGGCAACAGCGAAGUUCACCCUCCCAACGACAUGACCAUCACCACCAACGACCAACCCACAGAAGACGGCAACGGUAACGGCUCGGCACCAGUCCGUCCGCCUGAACUGGCCCACCUCCGCACCAACGUCGGCCCCGCGUUCUCCCGACCACCAAGACCGACCAGCACGUUCCUCGGCCCGCCGGCGGGGUUCGACUUUGGGUUCCCCAACACGCCGACCGAGUUCCAGCGGUCGCUGAUGCGGUUCGCGUUCCCCGUGCCGCACGAGAUUGACGGUGGGUGGAGUGUCGAGUACGGGCGGCCGGACCUGGGCUACAUGCUCAAGGAGUGGGCAACGGGCGGGCCAGACGGGAGGGGGAUCCUGGGGAGGAGGACGGCCGUGUUUGUGUGCGGCCCGCCGGCGAUGAGGGUCGGGGUUGCGAAUACCGUUGCGAAACUGCAGGCGGAGAUUUGGGGGGAUGAAAUGCUGGAGGAGAUAUUUUUGCAUACUGAGAAUUAUGCUUUGUAGAAGAGGGGGGGUGCUUUGGGUGGUGGUAGUAAGUAGGGCUGUAUUCGUGAACAACGGCGGUGGAGGAAAGGGAGAGAGGCUGGAACCUGGUGUGGCGUGGCGUUCAGGGGAUACCACAUUGUACAUAUUUCUGAGUUUGUUUGGAUACCAACGCUCCCAGAGUGAGCGAGUCAGCAACUAGGUUGAGUCGCACACACUUUUGCUUGGACUUUCUACUGUCAUGGAUUAAUCAGGAUGGGGCUUCAGCUGCAGGACAUGAACUGGCCUUGUUCUUUUGUUGCUGGGGGCUCAGCACUCGGACUUCAUGCUUCAUCUAAUGGAAAACUUGACUUGAUUCUCUCUCUGCCAUCUGUGUCAGCGUACAGCUCCCAAAUCAGGAAACCGGGUGUUGGAUAACUUGGGACUUUGUACUUUGCUAGG
Messenger RNA from Parathielavia appendiculata, 3147 nucleotides. RefSeq lists its product as uncharacterized. The transcript has 2 exons. Bases 1 to 2727 code for a protein of 908 amino acids. Gene Ontology annotation, biological process: intracellular iron ion homeostasis; copper ion import; iron ion transport. Lineage: Eukaryota; Fungi; Ascomycota; Sordariomycetes; Sordariales; Chaetomiaceae. Gene Ontology annotation, cellular component: plasma membrane. Gene Ontology annotation, molecular function: ferric-chelate reductase activity. The record is from RefSeq and is a predicted model, not a curated record.